This is a messenger RNA of Peronospora matthiolae, 267 nucleotides long. Lineage: Eukaryota; Oomycota; Peronosporomycetes; Peronosporales; Peronosporaceae. The record is from the annotation of a GenBank genome assembly.
AUGAAUUGUGCUGGCCCGAGUCGUGGAGUGCAAGACUACAGUAUCAAUGGAAUCAUUGAAAAUUCGAGUACUAUGUUGCGAGACGAAUCUCAAGUUCUCAACUUGAUCUUGACCAUCCGGCUUGACCCACAGAAGUCAUGCCCUUCGUACUUAUACCAGCAAUUUAAUCAGAAAAUGCAAAGCAUAUCGGACAACAAUAGUGCGUCGUCCAAUGUAGAAUGGAUGUUUGACGGUUCAGAUCGAAACACCACAAAAUACCCGAAGUGA